AUGGAGACUAAAAUCGAUGGACGUUCUGAUGAAAUUGAACUUAGCGCUCAAGGGACAAGCAAACUAGGCGAUGUAGCAACAAAAUCAGAUCUCCCCGAAAGAGGUUCCUGGGCUAGUAAAUUGGAUUUCAUCCUAUCUGUAGUCGGUUUAGCUAUCGGACUUGGUAAUGUGUGGCGGUUUCCCUACCUCUGCUACAAAAAUGGUGGAGGGGCUUUCCUUAUUCCUUAUUUCCUUACGUUAUUCCUUGCCGGUAUACCAAUGUUCUUCAUGGAGCUUGCUAUGGGACAAAUGCUUACUAUUGGCGGAUUGGGCGUGUUCAAUAUAGCACCGAUAUUUAAAGGUAUUGGUUAUGCAGCUGCUGUGAUGUCCUGCUGGAUGAACGUUUACUACAUUGUGAUCCUCGCCUGGGCAAUCUUCUACUUCUUUAUGUCGAUGAGAUCAGACUUACCAUGGCGCAGUUGCGAUAACUACUGGAAUACCAAUUCGUGCGUUAAUCCCUAUGACAGAAAGAAUUUAACGUGCUGGUCCAUGACAGAUAUGACAACUUACUGCUCACUUAAUGGCAAGAACAUUAGCAAGGCUUUAUUGUCUGACCCGGUUAAGGAAUUCUGGGAACGCCGUGCUCUCCAAAUUUCAAGUGGUAUUGAAAACAUCGGUAACAUUCGCUGGGAACUGGCGGGUACCUUGCUCCUUGUGUGGGUUUUGUGCUAUUUCUGUAUAUGGAAGGGUGUCAGGUGGACUGGGAAGGUUGUCUACUUCACUGCAUUGUUCCCCUACUUCUUACUGACCGUGCUGCUUAUUAGAGGAAUAACGCUGCCUGGUGCACUCCAAGGCAUUAAAUUUUAUGUGAUGCCGAACAUGUCUAAGCUUUUGGAAUCGGAAGUGUGGAUUGAUGCUGUUACUCAGAUUUUCUUCUCCUACGGUCUGGGUCUGGGUACACUUGUGGCACUUGGCAGUUAUAACAAGUUUACUAACAAUGUAUACAAGGACGCGUUGAUAGUAUGUACGGUGAACUCAAGUACUUCCAUGUUUGCUGGCUUUGUGAUUUUUUCAGUUGUUGGGUUUAUGGCGCAUGAACAACAAAGGCCAGUUGCUGAAGUCGCUGCCUCAGGUCCUGGUUUAGCCUUUUUAGCAUAUCCAUCAGCAGUACUUCAACUACCAGGCGCUUCGCUAUGGUCAUGCCUCUUCUUCUUCAUGUUACUUCUCAUCGGUCUCGACAGCCAGUUUUGUACAAUGGAAGGCUUCAUCACUGCGGUUAUUGAUGAAUGGCCCAAGCUUCUCAGGCGAAGGAAGGAAAUAUUUAUUGCCAUCACCUGCGUUAUUUCCUAUUUGGUGGGACUUUCGUGUAUAUCUGAGGGCGGUAUGUACAUCUUCCAAAUUCUCGACUCCUAUGCAGUCUCCGGCUUCUGCUUAUUAUUCCUUAUCUUCUUCGAAUGCGUCUCCAUAUCAUGGGCAUUUGGUGUGAACCGAUUCUACGACGGUAUCAAAGAGAUGAUUGGUUACUAUCCUACUAUUUGGUGGAAGUUCUGCUGGGUUGGAUUUACGCCUGCAAUUUGUAUUAGCGUUUUUAUCUUUAACUUGGUGCAAUGGAAGCCAAUCAAGUACAUGAAUUAUUCAUACCCUUGGUGGGCACAUGCGUUCGGUUGGUUCACCGCACUUUCUUCGAUGUUGUGCAUCCCUGGAUACAUGGUCUACUUGUGGCGUGUUACUCCUGGUACAUGGCGAGAGAAGUUCAACAAAAUCGUCCGCAUUCCUGAAGAUGUACCGUCACUAAGGACGAAGAUGCAGGCAGAGGAACAAGCCAAACACGCUCAGCCUUAA
This is a messenger RNA of Arctia plantaginis, 1821 nucleotides long. The record is from the annotation of a GenBank genome assembly. Lineage: Eukaryota; Metazoa; Arthropoda; Insecta; Lepidoptera; Erebidae.